Molecule: messenger RNA, 1149 nt
Organism: Fusarium pseudograminearum CS3096
Lineage: Eukaryota; Fungi; Ascomycota; Sordariomycetes; Hypocreales; Nectriaceae
Exons: 4
Coding region: 1-1149 (382 amino acids)
Source: RefSeq, a predicted model, not a curated record
AUGACGGGUAAACCAGUUUACAAACCCGAAGAGAUCCGCUUCGCAUUGGACCUCAUGGUCCAGGACCUAUUCAACGAGGAAAUCUCUCAAGCUUUUCGACAACGGUUCGACCGAGAGCUGACUGACAACCAAAUUCGAUAUCUGAGGAACAAAUACGGCAAGGACCCAGACUAUGGAUCCCCUCUUAUCAACCGCCCAGCGAACAAGAAGGUCAAGCGAAGACGGGCUGCCAUUGCGGCGGCGUCUAUAACUUCACCUACUUCAGAAGACUCACCCGGUCCUUCGAAGCGAACAUGUCGAGAGCCAUCCUCUUCAUCAGCUGGACUUUCCGUCUCUCCCCCAAACCAACAAUCAGGACUCUCGCAGAUCCCACCACUCAACCUGGAGGAUGACCAGUCUAAAUUCUUCUCCCCUGCUCCCCAAUUUCGAGCACCGGCCCCUCAAUCUCAGUUUUCCAAUGUUCGAUCCCCACCUGGUGAUUCUUACACCAUGCCCUCGACUCAAGAUGUAUUCUCCUCUGGACCUUCACGCAGUGGCUGGCAAACACAGCCAGAUACAAACUUCACUACUGGUUUCACCCCUAUCAACACCCAGUUCGGCCAUUACAAUGCAAACACUAUGGACCAGGGAACUUCGCAAAUCACCAACAUGGCAUUCAGCCCGAGAUCUCGGCAACUUCCCCAGGCCCAACCCCUCUACAACACUAGCUCGACACAACAACCAGCAUUCGACUCCUUUCUGAACAUGAGGUUUCCAGUCACCUCCCCCCAGCAGACCACACAUCCCUCUGCAGAGUUCUCUCCCGACGCGAAGCAAGAGGCUGUUAAAAAGGAGGAGGAAGGUUCAGCUCAGUUUAGUUGGGAUGAAUACGUAAGAGCAGCUCGCCCAGCGGCUGACCAAGCUCCCGUCAGCCAGUUGCUAACCAGAGACGUUGAAGCUUCAGAUGGUCAGCUUCAAUUGAACCAGAACCGACCGUCCUCUUCCGACACCGUCAAGAACGAACACGAAGAGACUGACCAGAGUUCCUCGCAAGCAGCCCCUGAGAUCAAACAAGACGACGGUUCAGGCCUAGAUCUAGCCGCGAUCGACCCACGACUGUUUGCUUCCAAUUACGAUAAACAAUCGUCUGCGAAGAGGCCUUCUUUCUAA